AUGGGUUCUCUUCAAUCCCAUGAGCUAAGAUUAAAACAAUUUGAUGUUAACCCUGAGGAAGCUUUUCAAAUGCAAACUUCAUUAAGAGGCAGUUCACAUGGAAGACGUGGUGGUCAUGGAAUACGAGGAGGUGGAAGAAACUAUGAUAAUAGAAGCGGUGCAAAUUCUGAAAAUUCACAAGAAAGCUCUUCUUUAUCUCGAGGAAGAGAAAGCAGAAGAGGAAGAGGCUUUGGUAGAAACCAAGGAGGUGGUCGUGGUAAUUUCUCUCACAUUCAAUGCUUUAAUUGCAGAAAGUAUGGUCAUUUCCAAGGAGAUUGUUGGGCACUAAAAAAUGGAGAUGGAAAUACCACCAUGAAUAUGCAUAAAGAACAGAAGAAAAAUGAUGAAGGCAUUCUAUUCCUCGCAUGUAGUGUUCAAGACGAUGUUGUAGAGUCUACAUGUGAAGUGAAGACUGGUGAUAAUACCAGACUACAAGUCAAAGGCCAAGGUGAUAUGCUUGUGAAGACAAAGAAAGGCACAAAACGAGUUACAAAUGUGUUUUAUGUUCCAGGUCUAAAGCAUAAUCUUUUGAGUAUUGGCCAACUGCUUCAACGAGGUUUAAAAGUUUCAUUUGAAGGUGAUAUAUGUGCAAUCAAAGAUCAGGUCGGUGUUCUUAUUGCCAAGAAAGUUUCAAAAUCAGUGUUGUUUGACUUUUGUGAUAGUGACUGGGGUGGUAAUGUGGAUGAUCAUAAAAGUACAUCUGGUUAUGUUUUUAGUAUGGGUUCAGGUGUUUUUUCAUGGACUUCAAAGAAACAAUCUGUUGUUGCCCUUUCUACAACCGAAGAAGAAUAUAUCUCGUUAGCUGCAGCUGGAUGUCAAGCUUUAUGA
This is a messenger RNA of Cucumis melo (muskmelon), 867 nucleotides long. RefSeq lists its product as uncharacterized. The record is from RefSeq and is a predicted model, not a curated record. The transcript is spliced from 3 exons. NCBI's taxonomy places the organism in Eukaryota, Viridiplantae, Streptophyta, Magnoliopsida, Cucurbitales, Cucurbitaceae. Gene Ontology annotation, molecular function: zinc ion binding; nucleic acid binding. Bases 1 to 867 code for a protein of 288 amino acids.